CCAUCAAAUUCUAGAUCCUACAGUGAUAGAGUGUCAAAGGUCCUGUUAUUAGCUUGGACAUACAUAUGUAUUCGGAGUCCUGAUGUCGCUGGAUACAAUCACGUGAUUCACACCUCCACAUGUCCACUCUGGAUUUCGAAGCGACGACAUCAUAUCAAAUCAUUCGCAUUAUCGCAUCAAUACAAGUUACAUAGCGCUUCAUUUGAUUGGUAGUUUGACGGAUUUAUAUGGAAAAUGUGGGUAUAAUGCAGUGCUACUCGGAACUGUGUAUUACUACUGACCUCAAGAUGAUGUCAAUCAUCCUUCAAGAUCGUGCUUUUAUAAGAGUUCAAUACCUACAUCCAGACUCUUUUAUAUUCUGAUACCAUUCAAUCUUAAAUACUAGAUUUCAUCUCGAAGUACUUUCAAAGCAUACAUACGCUCUAACUCCCAUAUUUGAACUUCCAGUUACAUACCAAUAUGAGCGCUACAAAGAACCCAGACUCGGUCGCCAACCAACCUGGUCAGGUCGGAGCGAAAGUGCAUCCUUCAGAGCCAAUGAUGCAAGGCGGACACCAACCUGGACAGAAGGUCUCACCAGCUGACCAUGCCCCUGAAUUCAGCGCCCAAACCCUUCCCGCUGGCAGUGCCCCUGCUUCAUCAACAUACAAGCCAAACCCCGACCUCAACAACCAAAAGAUGUACCAAGCCGCGUCGUCGACGCUCACAGGCGCCGACAGCAAGGACGUUCACACUGGACUUGGACACCCCGGGCAGGGACAAACGAGCCAAGAGUUGCAUGACAAGAGAAAGGUACCAGAAACGGCACACGUCGGUCAGAAAUCUACGAGUGUGCAGAAUGACAAGGUUACCGGACGGGACCCGCACUUUGCGGAUCAAAGGAAUCUGGACGAUGUGCCCACGGGACAGAGGGGCAACGUUGGUGGUCCACCUGCUCAAGACAGGGUACCCGAGAGCGCGGAGACAGUUGCGUCGGAGAACCCUUAAAGGGUCGCGUUACUGUAUGGUAAGAUGCGCU
Molecule: messenger RNA, 1018 nt
Organism: Periconia digitata
Lineage: Eukaryota; Fungi; Ascomycota; Dothideomycetes; Pleosporales; Periconiaceae
Source: the annotation of a GenBank genome assembly